Pseudophryne corroboree (corroboree frog) is the source of this 3179-nucleotide messenger RNA. RefSeq names its product inter-alpha-trypsin inhibitor heavy chain H3-like. The transcript is spliced from 27 exons. NCBI's taxonomy places the organism in Eukaryota, Metazoa, Chordata, Amphibia, Anura, Myobatrachidae. The record is from RefSeq and is a predicted model, not a curated record. Bases 211 to 2907 code for a protein of 898 amino acids.
UGCCACUCCUGAAGACAUUCUGGACUUCCUUCAAUGCUCCUCAGAACAGGCGAUUGUGAAAUGGUGCCUGACCGCAUACGGAAAAUAGAAAACAGAGAUGCUGCAACUGGAGAAAGUUACCCAUUAAUCUGAAAGCAGAUAUUUUAACUGUUUGUUAAUCGCCAUUGUCUGCAUGUUUCUGCCUCAACCACAGAACUUUCAUAUUAAACAAUGGAGAACGGUAGCAAGUGGUGGUUUCUCAUUGCAGUGAUUAUAUAUCUGUCUUUUCCUUCAAGCUAUGGAAAUAAGAGAAUGGACAUCCACAGCAUGCACAUCCAGAGCAAAGUAACUUCCCGAUUUGCCCGAACCUUAAUAACUACCAUGAUGAGAAACUUUCUCAACUCUUCUCAAGAGGCAAUCUUCGAUGUGGAGCUGCCAAAGACAGCGUUUAUCACCAAUUUCAGCAUGACUGUGGACAAUGUAACAACGGUUGGGACGGUUACACGUAAGGAAGAAGCAAAGAGACAGUAUGAUAAAGCUGUUUCCAAAGGGCAGAGUGCUGGUCUGGUCCAAUCUACAGGAAGGAAAAUGGAACAUUUUAAAGUCUCUGUGAAUGUCGGGGCUCUGGCGACCGCCACAUUUAAACUGACCUACGAAGAAUUAUUGAAGCGUCACCUUGGAAACUAUGAAUUACUCCUGAAAGUUAGACCAAAAGAGCUUGUUGAAAACUUUCAAAUCAAUGUGGACAUUGCGGAACCGCAAGGAAUAAGCUUCCUGAAGGCCGUCGGAACGUUUAUCUCUAAUGAACUAUCGGAUAUGGUUAAAGUAAACUUGACAGAAAACAAGGCUCACAUAGAAUUUAUUCCGACGGUGGACCAACAGCGAAACUGCCCUAAUUGCUUGGAGACACAUCUAGACGGGGACCUUGUAAUAAAGUAUGAUGUGAAGAGGGACAAUUCUGCUGGAAAAGUGCAGGUCGUCAAUGGAUAUUUUGUGCAUUAUUUUGCCCCUGCCAGUCUCCAGCGGAUGCCCAAGAACGUGGUGUUUGUUAUUGACCGCAGCGGCUCAAUGCAUGGGGAUAAAAUAAAACAGGCGCAGGAAGCCUUCAUAAAGAUACUGGAUGAUGUGCCAAGAGAAGACAGAUUUGGCAUUUUAUUAUUUGACGACAAAGUGAACGUCUGGAGGAAGAAACUUCUGAAAGCAACUCCAGCCAACAUUAGCAAGGCAAAAGAGUUUGUACUGAGCAUCGAUGCAAGGGGAGGUACAGACAUCAAUAAGGCUUUACUCGAUGCAGCAAAAAUGCUCACAGAUGCCGCGGUUACUAAUGAACAAUCGGAAGUGAGAGCUUCCAUAUUAUUAUUCCUAUCAGAUGGAGAUCCGACAUCAGGUAUUACCAACCACAAACAAAUCAUAGAAAACCUCAAACAGUCUCUAGGGGGUAAAGCUACGCUGUACUGCCUGGGUUUUGGCAGCGAUGUUGAUUAUAACUUUUUGGAGAAAUUAUCCUUAGAAAAUGGGGGACUGGCUCGCCGUAUAUAUGAGGACUCGGACUCUGCCUUACAGCUACAGGGUUUCUACAAUGAAGUGGCGCACCCAAUGCUUUUAAACAUUAACCUGGAAUAUCUGGAUAAUUCUGUGGAUCAUGUAACCCAGAGCAGCUUCAGACAUUAUUACCAGGGCUCGGAGAUUAUAGUAGCUGGACAUGUAAUCAGCGCCAGUCUGCAGAAUCUCACAGCGCAGGUCACUGCACAAGGAGCGGCUGAGCCCUACUCAGUGACCGUGGACACUCCUAUAGAGGAAGAGGAUGAUGCGGCCAGUGAGCAGAGUUACAUUUUCGGGGACUUCACAGAGAGACUGUGGGCUUACCUGACCAUAGAGCAGCUGCUGACAAAACUAAUUUCAACGGAGGGUGAUGAAAAACAUCGGGUAACGGAGAAAGCCCUCAAUCUAUCCCUGAAGUACAAUUUUGUGACGCCAUUGACCUCAAUGGUUGUUACACCACCCGAGGAAGAGAAGGAAAAUAAGCAACUUGUGGCCAAUAAGCCACGUGAAGGCAGUCAGACAGAUUACGACUUUCGCGAUGCACAAAUGGUGGAUCGAGUUGUACAUCAUUAUGGACAUCAGUAUGACUAUGGAGAGGAAAUGGAAGAUCAUGAGAUAGAUAUGUCUUUAGUUCCCGACAUGUUCAUGAGAGGGCCCAAAGUAGGAGGAGGAAGAGUGAAUUCUGAUGAUGAAGUAGAAGCAGGAACUGCAAGUAGCACAAUCUCUGCAACUCACUCGCCGCCACCUUGUGAGACAUUCCAAGCCCUGAUUAGAGAUUUCCGCGCCCGUGACAGAAUUUGUUUUAAAAUUUUGCAAGCUCAAAAUAUGACUGUGAACCUACUGCAUGAGGCAAGUACAGGUGUCACAAUAAACAGUUACCUGGAGCCACAUGCCGAUAGUGUUACAAGACUUGGGCUUCUGCAUAACAAAAUGAGGCUGACAGUGGACGUCACAGCGCACAAUAUUACCGCGACACACGAUGGAGGCGUCACCACCUACGGCUGGGAUUCAUCCUUUGAAAAAACUGGAUUUGUGAAAAAAGAUGGUGGACAACUAUUGGUGACUGUGAAAGAUGGAGUCACUGUGACAAUUCACCGAUCUGGGGCAUCCUUUUAUCUCUCUGCAACCAUAGAAAAUAACUAUCUGUCAUCAAAUGAUACAACGGGGAUGAUUGGUCAGUUGCUGAGAAGUGACAAAAUAUCUUUUCAAUCCAAACAUCUCGCUGCUGGCGACCAGAUUCUUCCACUACGCAGUUUAACGAAUUGCGACUUUGCGCAAUAUGGAGAUAACCGUGGCGGAGACUGCUUAUUAGUCGCUCUCAGCACGAACGAGUUACUCACCGGAGCCAGCGCCAUGGUACCAGACAUCUUUCAUGUCCCAGAAUGAUGCGGAUGUGACAAUGCAAUGUGCCGCAGAUUCCGGCGCAGUGUCGCUAGGAAUGAUCUCCCCUUUCUGUCGGGAAAAACUUUAAAUAUGAGGUUGGGAAACUGUAUCAUGUGCUGGGAAUGUCGGGAUUUUUAUAAAAUUGUUAUGUAUGGAAAACAACAACAGCACGAUUAAUGGGAAAAAAAAAUACAGUAUAUUUGUAUUUCUGUUGUUAGGAGAUUACAAUGUCAGUCGGAGAAGUGACAAAAGAAUAAACGGAGACUGGAGUUGUG